Sorex araneus (European shrew) is the source of this 1762-nucleotide messenger RNA. It is a transcript of the gene ESAM, whose product is annotated as endothelial cell adhesion molecule. Gene Ontology annotation, molecular function: cell-cell adhesion mediator activity. Gene Ontology annotation, cellular component: adherens junction; plasma membrane. The record is from RefSeq and is a predicted model, not a curated record. The transcript has 7 exons. The coding region runs from base 133 to 1323 and encodes 396 amino acids. Gene Ontology annotation, biological process: homophilic cell-cell adhesion. NCBI's taxonomy places the organism in Eukaryota, Metazoa, Chordata, Mammalia, Eulipotyphla, Soricidae.
CUCUGCCGCUAGCUGCCCGACGCGCCGGGUGUCCCCACUCUUGCGGCCGCACCCGCCGCCAGGCAGCCUCAGCACCUGCGCUCGGGACGUCCUGAGCCGCCGGCACCCGCUACUGUCGGGCCAGAGAGGGCCAUGGGUUUCCUGCCCCGGACCGUGGCCACCAGCUUGCUGCGGUGUUUCUUGCUGGGACUGAGCGCGCUCGUGGUGCCCACGCCCGCCCAGCUGCAGGUGCACGUGCCGCAGGGCCUCAGGGAACUGCAGGUGGUGGAGGGGUCGGAGGCCGUUCUCCCCGCGUGGUACUCCGUGAUGCAGGAGGGCAGCUGGUCCCAGCCCUGGGAGGUGCUCUCGGCCAUCUGGUACCUGCAGCGCCAGGGGAAGGAUCCUGAGCAGGUGCUGGCCUACAUCCGGGGGACCACAAUUAACAAAGACGGAGUGGCCCUGGUCUACUCCAUGCCCUCCCAGAACGUGUCUCUGCGGCUUCGGGGUCUCCAGGAGAGAGACUCGGGGUCCUACUACUGUUCCGUGAACGUGCAAGACCGACAAGGCGUGAGGACAGAGCAUGCCAACAGCCAGAUCUUGGAGCUCAGCGUGCUGGUUCCUCCAGCGCCUCCAUCCUGCCGUGUUGUGGGCGUCCCCCGGGUGGGGACCAACGUGAGCCUGAGCUGCAAGUCCCCGAGGAGUAAGCCAGCGGCCCAGUACCAGUGGAUGCGGCCGCCUCCAUCCUCCCAGAUUUUCUUUCCACCAAUAUUAGAUGCCUACAGGGGCUCCUUGAACCUCUCCAACCUGUCCUCGUCCAUGUCUGGCGUCUAUAUCUGCAAGGUCCACAAUCAGGUGGGCAGCGGCUCAUGCAAUGUGACCCUGGAAGUGAGCACAGGACCUGGGGCUGCAGUGGUGGCUGGGGCCAUCGUGGGCACCCUGCUGGGGCUGGCGCUGCUGGCCGGUCUGGUCCUCCUGUUCCAGCGCCACCGCCAGACCAAGGGCGUGGAGGAGCCAGCCAACGAUAUCAAGGAGGACGCCACGGCCCCCCGGACCCUGCCGUGGCCCAAGGGCUCAGACACCAUCUCUAAGAACGGGACCCUGUCAUCUGUCACCUCCGCGCGGGCCCUCCGCUCACCCCCAGGCGCUGCCAGACCGGGGACCAUGACCCCCACCCCCAGUCUCUCCAGCCAGGCCCUGCCCUCACCUCGGCUGCCUGGGACAGACGGGGCGCACCGGCAGCCGGCAGCCCCCAGCCCAGGCGGCAUCUCCUCCUCCGUGCUGAGCCGCAUGGGUGCCGUCCCGGUCAUGGUGCCCGCCCAGAGCCAGGCUGGGUCUCUGGUAUGACGGCUUGGCCGGGCCCUCGUGGGCUGACACGUGUCAUCUCUCCCUUUCCCCUUGGGGUCGGUCACGGACUCUUGAAAGGGGGCCACCACCCAGGCCCCGGGUCCUCUGCCUCCCACCUUGCUUUCCUAGAGGAAAACGGAAUGUGGGUUAAGGACCCGCAUUUCCAGAAGGUGGGGAAGAGGGAGGGGACCUGGACGCGCAAAGAAGCCCCCUCUGCCCCGAAACAGCCACAAGAUCCAGGGGACCUUGUGGCAUUGUGCCCUCCCAGCCCCGAACCCCUAGUCUCUUAACACUCCCCAGGCCCCCUGCAUUCUGGGGAACCUGUCCUGCUGGCUUGGCCGGGUUUGGCUGGGGCAGGGACCCUGUUUUUAAAACUAACUUGAAAUGUGUGUUUCUGGUUUUAUUUUGCGAGUCUCAAUAAAGAUGCACUGUGUUUGUA